This is a messenger RNA of Aspergillus melleus, 963 nucleotides long. RefSeq names its product serine/threonine-protein phosphatase (gene PPG1). Lineage: Eukaryota; Fungi; Ascomycota; Eurotiomycetes; Eurotiales; Aspergillaceae. The record is from RefSeq and is a predicted model, not a curated record. Gene Ontology annotation, biological process: peptidyl-serine dephosphorylation. The transcript is spliced from 3 exons. Gene Ontology annotation, cellular component: FAR/SIP/STRIPAK complex. Gene Ontology annotation, molecular function: protein serine/threonine phosphatase activity. The coding region runs from base 1 to 963 and encodes 320 amino acids.
AUGCCUGGGUUACCAGCUAGUAUCGACCUGGACGAGUGUAUCGAGAGGCUCUAUAGGAAAGAGCUGCUGGCGGACUCGGUGAUCGAGGCAAUAUGUGCCAAAGCGAAGGAACUGUUAAUGAAAGAGAGCAAUGUGGUCCACAUUGCGGCACCGGUCACGGUGGUUGGAGAUAUUCACGGGCAGUUCUUCGAUAUGAUCGAGAUCUUUAAGAUUGGCGGGUUCUGUCCGAACACGAAUUAUUUGUUUCUGGGCGAUUAUGUCGAUCGCGGACUCUUCAGCGUCGAAACAAUCUCCCUCCUCGUCUGCCUCAAGCUCCGAUACCCGCACCGCGUGCACCUGAUCCGCGGUAACCACGAGUCCCGCGGCGUCACGCAAUCCUACGGCUUCUACACGGAAUGUGCCCGGAAAUACGGCAACGCCAACGUCUGGCACUACUUCACCGACAUGUUCGACUUCCUAACCCUCAGCGUGGUCAUCAACGACCAGAUCUUCUGCGUCCACGGCGGCCUCUCCCCCUCGAUCCACUCCAUCGACCAGAUCAAAAUCAUCGACCGCUUCCGCGAAAUCCCCCACGAAGGCCCCAUGGCCGAUCUCGUCUGGUCCGACCCGGACACCGAACGCGACGAGUUCUCCCUCUCGCCCCGCGGCGCCGGGUAUACCUUCGGCGCGCAGGUCGUGCGCAAGUUCCUCGAGGUCAACAGCAUGUCGCAUAUCUUGCGCGCCCACCAGCUCUGCCAGGAGGGGUACCAGGUCCUGUACGAUGAUCGGCUGAGUACCGUCUGGAGUGCCCCCAACUACUGCUACCGCUGCGGUAACCUCGCCAGUGUCCUGGAAGUGAGUGAUACCGGCGAGCGGUUCUUUAACAUCUUCGACGCGGCGCCCGAGAACGAUAUCCAUCGGGGAGAGCAACAGGCGCAGCAGAACAAGGACGGUCAGAGCCCGGUGAUCGAUUACUUUUUGUGA